Stegostoma tigrinum is the source of this 2185-nucleotide messenger RNA. RefSeq names its product nectin-1-like. The transcript is spliced from 4 exons. Lineage: Eukaryota; Metazoa; Chordata; Chondrichthyes; Orectolobiformes; Stegostomatidae. The record is from RefSeq and is a predicted model, not a curated record. The coding region runs from base 157 to 873 and encodes 238 amino acids.
UUUGUGUUUCAGUUCCUGUGUUGAACCGAAUUGAAACAGGAGCGACAGCCUGGCUCCUUACGGAUUUUGACGACUUUCCAAGCUGCCCCCUCGGAGGGGUGGCUGCUAGAGUCGGCUCCUGGGUCUGUCUACCUGUCCAGGUGAGCAUCGGGGAGCAUGCUUGUUGUAAGUCGCCCAGGACUGGAUCAGGGAGCAAAUCAGUUGACCCAAGAGCUGGUUCUGCGAGCGAAUCACAAUCUCAAUACCUUCCUGAGGAAGUGGCAUUUCCCGUUCGUUCUUCCUCUCAGCUCAAACAUGAAACCAGCGAUGACGUUGUUUUUAUUGUCCGGUGUAUGGCUCGAUGUUAGCACAACAGCUCAGGCUCGCUCUGCUGUGACUGUGUACACUUCAGCCUCCAUCUCGGGCUAUCAGGAACAAACUGUGACCCUCCCGUGUCACCUCUCUGCUUCCAGUCCUCAUGUGAAGGUGGUUUCUAUUACCUGGAAGGAUCCAAACCAGAUUAACAUUGCUGUGUACAAUCCUGAGCGUGGGGUAAGUUACCCUAGGGAUGAGAACUCGAGCCGCGUUUACUUCCAAAAUCCUUCGGGAGAGGAUGCCACGCUGGUGAUCAGAAACUUCAGCAGGAACGACGCCGGCACUUACGUCUGCUCCUGGACAACGUAUCCAGACGGAAGCUUUUCCAGCAAAACAGUGCUGAAGAUUUCAGUUGCUGGGAGGAACUCAACGAGGAUGGAUCUGGAUGAGUGCCCCAGUGAAAUUGUGUACACAUCUGUGAAUAUCCAACAGCAGAAUGUGAGAUUGCCGAAGAAAUAUUGCCAUGAGGAUGAUGUUGAUUCAGAAGGCACUGUCUAUAGUGUUCUCAAACACAAAUAGAUUUAUUCCGUUCAUUACGGAGUGAUGUGAUGUUUAAAAUUUAGUUUACAGGUAGGUAGUCACAUUAAUGUGUGCAUUUUGAUCAAUCAGUGGCCAACCCUAUCAUUGAUGGUGAUAACACAAUCAUGACUGUCCAUACUUUUUUAAAAGAACCUGUCAGAGAUGUUAUGGCAUGCAUCUGGAGCAGGUGGAACUUGAACGCAGGCCUCCUGGCUCACAGGCAGAGACACUACCGCCACACCAUGAAAGGUGCAAAUUUACACAGAAGCCCACGCACAUCUGAUACCCUGAGACCACGAAGUCAGCCAACAGAUCCUGUAGCCACAUCCCACAUUGAAAAGCAAUGUAAUACCAGCAGCAGGAAUGACCAUAAGACAGGAGUAGACCAUCCUGCUCUACCAUUCGACAGGAUCAUGUCUGAUCCACGUUCCUGCCAUUUCCCCGUGAAUCUUGAUUCCCCUGUUGAUCUAUCUCAGCCUUAAAUAUACUCAAGGACUCAGCUCCCACAGCUCUCUGUGGCAAGGAGUUCCUGAAACUCUCAACCAUCUGAGAGAAGAAAUUCUUCCUCAUCUCAGUCUUAGAUUGGCUCCCUUUUAUUCUGAGACUGUGCCCUCUGGUCUGAGAUUCUCCCAUGAGGGUACACAUCCUCGCAGCAUUGACCCUGUUUAAGCCCCUUAGGGGUCACAUCUGUUUCGAUGAAAUCACCUCUCAUUUGUCUAAACUCCAACGAGUAGAGUCCCAACCUGUUUAACCUUUGCUCAUAAAACAAUCCCUCUGUAAUGGGAAUCAUCCCAGUGAACCUUCUGUGAACUGUCUCCAAUGAAGUAGUAGCUUUUGUUAAAUAAGGAAGCCAAAACAGCCCAUAGUACUCCAGAUGUGGUCACACCAACACAUUGAAUGCAACUGUUUCUUUUUGAAGGAUCGUGCAAAUUUAUACUAUGGAAGGAGGCCAUUCUGUUUUUCAUGUAUAUGCCUCUUGAUAAACAGCUAUCUAAUCUGAUCCCACUUCAUUCAGUCCACAGCUUGGUAUAUUGCAGCAUUCCAAAUGAAUAUACAAGAGAUUUUCAUUUUAAAUUGUUGUGCUGGUUUGUCCAUUUAUGAUGAUUUCGGGCAACGAAUUUCAGAGCCCUGUCACCCUCUCACUGCUCCUCAAAUUCACUUGAAUCUUACUCAAAGACAUUUUGUGCCUUGUGGUUAUUGAACUGUUUGCUGAGCUCUCUUAAUGUCAUUGUUAAUAUGUUAUAUUUUGGAAAACAUUAAUGCUAUCGUAUAAAAUAACUAUCUUCUAUGUCAAAUGUUGUCAGCCAAAACU